Pneumocystis jirovecii RU7 is the source of this 650-nucleotide messenger RNA. RefSeq lists its product as uncharacterized. Gene Ontology annotation, cellular component: replication fork protection complex; nucleus. The transcript has 3 exons. Gene Ontology annotation, molecular function: DNA binding. Gene Ontology annotation, biological process: DNA replication checkpoint signaling; replication fork processing; DNA damage response. The record is from RefSeq and is a predicted model, not a curated record. Lineage: Eukaryota; Fungi; Ascomycota; Pneumocystomycetes; Pneumocystales; Pneumocystaceae. The coding region runs from base 12 to 650 and encodes 212 amino acids.
AAUGUCUGUGAAUGCCUAGAGAUUUAUUCAUAACGAUGACCAGUUUAUUUGAUUUAGAUGAAAAGGACGUGCAUAUUGUUGUAAGACAUAAAAAAAUCAAUAAAACUUUAGAGGAUGUUGAUAAUAUUUCUUCUACGGUUGAAGCUUUGAAGCCUGUUCAUGUAGGACUUACAAUGCAUAAAAAACGUCAAGAAUGCUUAGAUAAUUUGUAUGAUUUGCUUUCGAGUUCAUCAGAUUUGGGAAUUGAUGAAGAAGUGUCUAUUCGUACACGUAAGUCUGUGGCAAAAUUGGAUGAUGAGAAGAGAUUAUUGUCAGAGAAAGGUCUUGUGCAAAUUGUUCAUCAGGCACCUCAGAGAAUGCGUUUGAAAGGAAAGGGAUAUGAAUUUGAGGAUUUGCGGUCUCUUUUGUCAUAUUAUCAGAUUUGGGCUCAUGAACUUUUUCCUAAAGCAAGGUUUCGUGAAGUAAUUCGGAUGAUUCAAAAGUGUGGACGCUCUAAACGUAUUCGAAUUGAACGUUCCCAAUGGAUUCGUUUAGGAAGGGAAGGUGUUUUGAAACAGGUGCAAAAUAAGUCGAAAAUUGGAAAUGUUUCAGAAAUGGUAAAAGACGAGUACAUGGAGGCUUUAGAAGCUGAUAAAGGACUGGAUGUUUGA